Molecule: messenger RNA, 3685 nt
Organism: Anguilla anguilla (European eel)
Lineage: Eukaryota; Metazoa; Chordata; Actinopteri; Anguilliformes; Anguillidae
Gene: sfrp1a
Product: secreted frizzled-related protein 1a
Exons: 3
Coding region: 573-1505 (310 amino acids)
Biological process (GO): canonical Wnt signaling pathway; non-canonical Wnt signaling pathway; negative regulation of canonical Wnt signaling pathway
Molecular function (GO): Wnt-protein binding
Source: RefSeq, a predicted model, not a curated record
AGCACGUCUUCUCUCGACAUUGCUUCAGAUAAAAGUGAACAAGUAGCCAAGUCAUAUUUCAGUUAUUCGCCGAAGAAAUAAAAACCGUGUCCAUUUUAUUCUUUUUUUAAAUACACUAAACGCUUACGGCUCCCGUUGGUACAGUCGGGUAGCUUUUUAGGAAGGGAGGAGGAAUGAAGGGUGGUGAGGGAGUGAAGCCUCGUAUUACCGAUUGGGUAAUUGAGCACUUUGAUUGACAUCUGAGUGCCAAAAGGCAUAGGCGCCUUCCGAUUGGACAGGGUGCACUUCACAAUCCUCUCUUGUUCUUCGGUAGCGUGUAGUCUCAGCAAUGUUACCUUGGCAGUCGGUAGUGUGAGUCAGUUGCGGCAGAGGAGUGCAGUAUAGCAGCAACAGCGACACUUAUACAGCAACAAACCCGUAACUGGUGCUGUUGCAGCUUCAACCUUUAUGCAGGAAGCCUUGUCGUCUCAGCAGUCUGGCUUAGCAGUUUUUCAACCUAUAAGAAAUAAUUAUCUACAUAGGCUGCAUAGAAAAAAACUGUUUCUUCCUACACUGACCUGUAGCUACUAAGAAUGAAGUGCUUUUCCCCCUUGCACUUCUGGCGGCUGAUGCCCCUGGCUUUGACUGUGGUGCUGGCUCCUGCAAGCCAGGCUUCAGAAUAUGAAUACAUGAGCUGGAAGUCGGACCUCUACAAUGGCGGACGCAUCUAUGGCAAGCCCCCACAGUGCGUGGACAUACCGGACGACCUGAAGCUCUGCCACGGCGUGGGUUACAGCCAGAUGCUGCUGCCCAACCUGCUGGAGCACGAGACCCUGGCCGAGGUCAAGCAGCAGGCGGGCAGCUGGGUGCCUCUGGUGCUGAAGAACUGCCAUGAGGGCACGCAGGUCUUCCUCUGCUCCCUCUUUGCCCCCGUCUGUCUGGAGCGCCCCAUCUACCCUUGCCGCUGGCUGUGCGAGGCGGUCCGCGACAGCUGCACCCCCAUCAUGGAGGCGUUCGGCUUCCCCUGGCCCGAGAUGCUCACCUGCGACAAGUUCCCCCAGGACGACGUGUGCAUCGCCAUGAGUUCUGCCAACGCCACCGUGGCCACCAAGCCCACAGGCUACUCCCCCAUCUGCCCGCCAUGUGACAACGAAAUGAAAACAGACGCCAUCCUGGAGCACAUGUGUGCCAGCGAGUUCGCCAUCAAGACCAAGAUUAAGGAUGUGCGGAUAGAGAACUCUGACCGCAAGGUGAUACUGCAGAAGAAGAAGAAGACCUUGAAGUUGGGGAACCUGAAGAAGAAGGACCUGAAGAAGCUGGUGCUUUACCUGAAGAACGGAGCCGACUGCCCCUGCCAGCAGCUGGAUAACCUGGGAAACGCCUACCUGAUCAUGGGGCGCAAGGUGGACAAGCAGUAUCUCCUGACUGGAAUCCACAAGUGGGACAAGUCCAGCAAGGAGUUCAAAAAGGCCGUGAAGAAACUUAGGAGCCACAAGUGCCCAGCGUUUGAGCCUGUCUUUAAAUAAUCAGCUCUUCUUACAUCUCAAGAUACUUAAGAACUUGCACAACCAAACAACCCAAAACUGUCCUUAUUGUCAUGUUUUAUAUAUAAAAAAAUAUAUACAAAUUUACCCUUUGUAGUGAAUGGCCCUAAUUGUCUUAUUUUAAUUUCGUUCUUUUCCUUAUGAGUGGCAGUAUCUAUCUACUUUAUGUAUGCUUGUAUGUGACAGUGUUUGUACUGAAGUGCCCUUGUCUCUCAAAAAUUUGUGGUUGAAACAGAACCAUGAUGAGAGCAAACCUGUCCAGUUUGUGCACGUGUAGUAAACUUGCAGUUGUAGAACAAUCAAACCAUAAAACACCAAAUUCAGCUUUAUUUGAUUAAUAGAUCACUUCUUGCUUUCACCAUAAGUCUAUGAUCUUAGAAUUUUGGUUUCAACCUUAGAACCAGAAAUUGUUGAAUGUCAGUGGCAUGGCCAUUGGUCACAGUUCUAUUAUUUUUUUAACUGAAAUUUUCAGAGAAGACUGAACAUUGAGUAUUCCACACUUACCUGUGUUCAGAAAGGACACUGGCACACAAUGAUGAAUCAAUCAUUAAUUUUUAUGUUUAUGAUUGCCAAUUUUAUAGUAACACAACACAUUUUUUAUAAUUUGUUAAAAUUUCAAGGCUAUUUGAUGUAAUGUAUGAAAAAUAUCACACAAUUUUGUACACCCACAUUUAAACUAUUGGAAUUAUUUUAUCAAAAUGGUACAUAUGGUACAACAUUGGCACAUCUCAUUGUCUGUAUCAUUUUUAGCUUUAAAAGCCUUGCUACAACGAGAGCUAUAGGUGUAGCCAUUUAUUAACUUGCUGUCCAUACUUAUGAUAAAUUACAAAAUUACAUUUUGCUUUCACAUGAUUACAUUGCUGCACUAACUUUUUAGACUAAGUUUUGUUACAGCAGACAUUUCGCUUUUUUCUUUAUUUGUUGUCAUUUUGGCCUAUCCAUUUGUACGUCUGUUUUAAAUUGCUUGGUAAUACUGUGAAACACUGUUAAACCUUUUAGCUGCAUCAAAAUAUAUUAUGUGCCUAAUUGUUUACUUCAAACAUUUCCCAUCGGUAGCAUGACAAUGUUAGAAAUUUCUUGUUCUAAUACAAACAGUUACUUUUGGGGGAAAAUACCUUUAUUCUUUUUGUACAUAAAAUAUUUUGUCUGUAACAAUCAUUGGUAUACUCAAAAAGCAAAGGCAACAAAUUGGAACCAAAAACAUCCAUGUGUUUCUGACAUCCAUGUGAUUCAUUAAGAAGCUGAUGGGUAGAUCUCUCUAAUACUCAAUCCAAGAUCAGUUUAGUAGUUUGUAAUAUUGUAGAAAUUGCUCUAACACUAGCAGCACUAUAAUGAGAAAUGUUAAAGGAUAGAGGGUCCACAGUUUACCUAUUCACUAUAAAUCUGGGCUAUUUACAUCAGCCUACAUGUCUAGGUUGUUUGUAAUGUGCAAGUUAUUGCAUAAAGGCCAGUUCACACACUACUAUGUGCUAGAAUGUAGGUACUUACUAAUAACUGGUGCAGCUGGACCCUGGGCCCCUUAUAGUUUUUCACAUCUCAAGACCAGAAAUUUACAAUGCACCUGUUAUAUCACACAAUGUGUCACACUGAAUUCAAUCAGUGACUGCUUAUAGUAAGCUACUGGCCAUGUUCUCCAAGAGCUUUAGGUGUAGUUCAUGUUAAAGAUUGUCAUUUAAAACUUGUUAUCCUGACAGCUGAAAUGGGUAGCUGUAUGACUUCACAUUUUUGUUUUAUAGUUACAUCGAUUUUGUCAUUUGAGUAUUGAUUAUGUGAUUUUAAUAGGCAUUGGCUUUCUGAUAUACAAAGAUGUACAAUGUGCCAAAUGUUGACAUUGUAUUUUAUUUCAUGUCCUUAUGGAAUAGUGGAUUGGACUGAAAGGUAUUUCCAUGGAUUUGUGUAUUACUGCAUUUGACCAAAGUUUUCUUGACUUCAUUGUGGGGUCAGAUCUAAGGUUUCAAUGUUCAUUGAAUUUUUGGAGACGGACACCCCAUUUCAUUGUAAGACUAAAAAUGCUUAAUGAUUAAUGUAUAAUAUUUUGUUUAUAAUUAUAUUGGCUUAUCAGAGCACUAUCAGGUUAAAUUGACAGUGAAUUUGAACAUUUUCGCCAGCUGUUAUGUACAUAAAAUUUAACACAAGUAUAAAAGAAAAAAUGACCAAAAAAA